Messenger RNA from Candida dubliniensis CD36, 1446 nucleotides. RefSeq names its product Utr2p (gene UTR2). The transcript has a single exon. Gene Ontology annotation, molecular function: glycosyltransferase activity; hydrolase activity, hydrolyzing O-glycosyl compounds. The record is from RefSeq and is a predicted model, not a curated record. Gene Ontology annotation, cellular component: fungal-type cell wall. Bases 1 to 1446 code for a protein of 481 amino acids. Gene Ontology annotation, biological process: carbohydrate metabolic process; fungal-type cell wall organization. NCBI's taxonomy places the organism in Eukaryota, Fungi, Ascomycota, Pichiomycetes, Serinales, Debaryomycetaceae.
AUGAAAUUUUCAAUACUCCAUUUUGCCUUUUUGGCAACAUUAUCUAAUAUCUUCACUGCCGUGGCUGCUAGUGACGAUACCAUCACUUGUAGUGCAGAUAGUCAUUGUCCAGAAGAUAAACCAUGUUGUUCUCAAUUUGGUAUCUGUGGUACUGGGGCCUAUUGUUUAGGUGGUUGUGAUAUUAGAUUUUCUUAUAAUUUAACUUCUUGUAUGCCUAUGCCUAGAAUGAGUUCAUUCCAAGAAACAUUUGAUUCCAAAGAUAAAAUUAAAGAAAUUGAAUUACAAUCUGAUUAUUUAGGUAAUUCUACUGAAGCUGAUUGGGUUUAUACUGGUUGGGUCGAUUACUAUGAUAAUUCUUUAUUACUUCAAAUGCCAAAUCAUACCACUGGUACCGUCGUAUCAUCCACCAAAUACUUGUGGUACGGUAAAGUUGGUGCUACAUUGAAAACAUCUCAUGGUGGUGGGGUUGUCACUGCCUUUAUUUUGUUUUCUGAUGUUCAAGAUGAAAUUGAUUAUGAAUUUGUUGGUUAUAAUUUAACUAGUCCUCAAUCAAAUUUUUAUUCUCAAGGGAUCUUAAAUUAUAAUAACUCAAGAAAUUCUACUGUAAAUGAUACUUUUGAAUAUUAUCAUAAUUAUGAAAUGGAUUGGACUGAAGAUAAAAUCGACUGGUAUGUUGAUGGAGAAAAAGUCCGUACAUUAAAUAAGAAAGAUACUUGGAAUGAAACCAGUAAUCGUUUUGAUUACCCUCAAACUCCAUCAAGAAUUCAAUUUUCUUUAUGGCCUGGUGGUGAUUCUUCAAAUGGUAAAGGCACUAUUGAAUGGGCUGGUGGAUUAGUCAAUUGGGAUUCUGAAGAUAUCAAGAAAUAUGGAUAUUUUUAUGCUCACAUUAAAGAGAUUUAUGCCACUACCCAUGAUUUACCAAACAAUGUUAAAUUAGAUGGUAACUCUACUAAAGAAUCUGAUUAUCAUGCUUUUCUUUAUAAUAGUACUGAUGGUAACGAUAGUAAUAUUAUAUUGACCACUAAAAAGACGUGGUUGGGUAGUGAUGAUGCUACUGGGUUUGAUCCGCAAAAUGAAGAUGAUAAUGAUAACAACAAUAAUAGCAAAGCUCAAGAAACUACCAUCACUUCAACUAGUGGUUCUUCGACUAUAACUAGUGUUAAAACUGAUUCAACUAAAAAGACUGCAAAUGUUCCAGCUCAAAAUACCGCUGCAGCAGCACAAGCAACUGCAAAAGCUACUACUGCUGCCACCACUUAUAAUCCAAGUGCUGGUGUUGGGGGAUUUGUUCAAGAUUCAAAAUCUUCUGAUUCUGGAAGUAGCAGCAGUGGAAGUGGCAGUGGAAGUGGAAGUAGCUCUCAAGGUGUUGCCAACUCAUUAAAUAAUAAUGUUGUUAGUGGUAUUUUUGCCUCUAUCUGUUUGGGUGUAUUGUCAUUUUUCAUGUAA